Molecule: messenger RNA, 2698 nt
Organism: Coccinella septempunctata (seven-spotted ladybird)
Lineage: Eukaryota; Metazoa; Arthropoda; Insecta; Coleoptera; Coccinellidae
Gene: Frmd5
Product: FERM domain-containing protein 5
Exons: 9
Coding region: 307-2010 (567 amino acids)
Cellular component (GO): cytoskeleton
Molecular function (GO): cytoskeletal protein binding
Source: RefSeq, a predicted model, not a curated record
UGAAUCAUCUUUGGAGGGUACCCUCCAGAGACUUUCUGGUACCCUUCACAUUAUUCACCAGCAAAAUUUCAAAAUCUAUGCUCUUAAGUGAUGUAUUUUAGACAACUCACGAAUGUCAACAGAUAACAUACAUUCAUGUCAGUGUUUGAUAAACUUCACUGGAAUGUAUUCUUCCUUCAAUUGAGUUGAAUUAUUGGGUCAUUAUUGCAAUUAAAUGAAUGCGAAGAUGUUCAAGGGAAACUAUCUUAACUUUUAUUAAUGAAACAAUGAAUAUUAGCUCUCACUCAGCUUGUGGUAAAAGGGAAAAUGUUGAAAUUUGGUUCCAAACAUGACAGUAAUAUUAUUUAUAAAUGUACAGUUAGAUUAUUAGAGGAUACAGAGAUAUUGGAAUGCGAAUAUAGGUUACAUCAUAAGGGUAAAUAUCUAUUGGAAUAUGUGUGCCAACAGUUGAAUUUGGUUGAACAAGAUUAUUUUGGGCUUCGAUAUGUUGAUAUUACGAACCAGAGGCAUUGGUUAGAUUUGGAGAAAUCCAUAUAUAAGCAAGUUAAAGACUUAGAUCCUGUAUUAUUCAGCUUUCGUGUAAAAUUUUACCCACCCGAUCCUUUCAAAUUGAAGGAAGAGAUUACACGCUACCAAAUUUUUUUACAAUUAAAGCGAGAUUUAUUACAUGGAAGGUUGUGUUGUCGCAAUGAAGAUGCAGCAAUGUUAGCUGCUCUUGUGAUACAAAGUGAACUUGGAGAUUAUGAUCCAGACAUCCAUGAGGGAAAUUAUGUUUCUGAUUUGAAAAUAUUAUUGAAACAAACACCAUCAAUUGAAGAAAAAGCAAUGGAAAUUCAUCAGAAGCAAUUAAAAGGGGAGGAUCCGUCCCAGAUUGAAAAUAAAUUUUUAAAAGUAGCAUGUCCUCUAGAUACCUACGGUAUAGAUCCACAUCCAGUAAAGUUUCAGGAUCAUAAAAGUAAUGUCUUAUACCUCGGAAUCAACUAUACUGGAAUAUUAACCAUUCAAGGUAGUAAAAAAACACACCAUUUCAAAUGGUCUGAUAUACAAAAAUUGAAUUAUGAAGGUAAAAUGUUCAUCAUACAUCUUGGAGUUAAUGAGAAGAAGCAUACUGUGGGUUUCAAAUGUGCAACAGGGGCUUCAUGCAGACAUAUUUGGAGGUGUGCUGUAGAACAGAUGUUAUUCUUCACCUUGCCAACUGGAUCUGAUAGUAGGGCUGUGGUAACAGGAGGAGGUUUAUUUUCUUGGGGCACAAAGUUCAAAUACAGUGGAAGAACAGAGAGGGAGAUAAUGGAAAGUUCAAAUUCGUUGAGUAGGGAAGAACCCUCUAUCAAAAGAACUUCUAGUUUGCGUCGUAAAGCUUCUAGUGUACCUGCUACUCCAUCAACACCUUUACAACCACACUUAGGUUAUAGUACAUUACCAAGAUCCAGCCAAUCAGACUCUGGUGGCUCAAGAAUGGAAACUAGCAGUAGUACGGGAUUUCUCACUAACCUAGACAAUUUUCCAAUUUAUAGUGAUGUAGCUGCCUUAGAAACUGUAACAGAAGAUCAUGAAACUUUAGGAUUGCCAAAAUUACACACUUCAGUAUUGAAGGACGAUUCUAUCGACCAUUUCAGCGAUUACUACAUGAAAGAUUCAUUUGAUCACUCAUCGUCUGAAUCUCAGCUUAUUGAUAGUAGUUUCAAAGAUACAACUAAUUUAUCAUAUAGAUCAAGCCGCAGUCAAACUCCCCAGCUUUCUCACUCUCAGGUCGAUGGUAGAAUAUGCUUGCCAAACUCGUCUCAUCAUGUUUCUACUAAUAUAAAGAAAAUUAAAAAAAUUUAUAUGAUCAAAAGGCUUAUACCAAUUUCUAUUGUGGUAAUUGUAUUUGUUAUUAUAACCACCAUUGUGAUUUGUGAAACUGAUCUUGGAAAUUUAGGAGGCUUCAAAGAAAUUCCAGAAAUGAUAUCUCUUAGAUAUCAGUUCUAUGAACCAAUUAAACAGUAUUUCAAGAGCAAAAUUUCUUCUUGAAUAUGCAUAGUUACAAUCACCAAUAAGAACUUAUUUUGUUUUGGAUUGCUUUCAAAACUAUUUCAGAUCUCUGUUAUUGAGUCAAUUUGAGCUCGAAUCAGAAUGGAUUUCAGUAAGUCAAUUCAACUCUGAUUAUGGUAUUCACAAUUUCCCUAGUUCUUCUAGAGCAAAAAUGUAGUUUUCACAUCUUGAAACAGCAUUCUAGGACAUCAAAAUGUAUUAAGAUAGUCCGGAGACAGGUGAUAAUUCAAAAAUAAGAACGAUUUGUUAAUUGAAAAGAUAAUAAUGCACUGUUUCAUCACUGGAAAAAGUUGUGCUAUUCUUUGUGUUUAUGAAGAACCAAGGAAAUGAUUACAUUCAGGGAAAAAACCUGCAAGUGUUCCUUAACACCAUCUGGAAGUACUGAAAAAAGUAUACAAUCUCAUACAUUCCAAUGCUUUCUUCAAUUAUAGCUUUUGUAAGUUUUUUCUUGAAAAAACACAAUGCACUAAGAAUUGGUAAAGGUAUAUAAUUGAAAAAAAGACAAUUUUUAUUAUGUGAUUCUUAAGCUUAGUCACCUUGCGUACAAAUUAAUGAUAUAGCAAUAAGAAAUGUUUUUUUACUCUUUUUGAAAGUAUUUUUUAUUUUUGGUACUUAUGAGAAAUGAAUAAUAAGACGUGAAAGUUUCUCUGCACUCGAUUGUUAUUGA